Messenger RNA from Vespa velutina, 3623 nucleotides. RefSeq names its product proton-coupled folate transporter-like. The record is from RefSeq and is a predicted model, not a curated record. Gene Ontology annotation, biological process: transmembrane transport. Gene Ontology annotation, cellular component: membrane. Gene Ontology annotation, molecular function: transmembrane transporter activity. The transcript is spliced from 7 exons. Bases 1844 to 3229 code for a protein of 461 amino acids. NCBI's taxonomy places the organism in Eukaryota, Metazoa, Arthropoda, Insecta, Hymenoptera, Vespidae.
GAAAUUGUUAUAGAAUUAAUUUUCUUUCUUAGUUACAAUUGUAUUUAAAAAAGACAUUACUAUAAAUUAUUUUCAAUCCAAUUGUUUUAUAAUAUUUAUUGAGAAUUCGCUCGUCGAAUCACUAUGUAAAAUGAUACAUUUUCCUUCUUUUGUUAUUAUAAAUUACCGUCAUUGUAUGUGUCAUGAUGUAUACAUUAUAAGUAUAUUCUUCUUCUUAUUAUACUAUAUAUUAUUAUAGUAAUAGUAGUAGUAAUAGUAGUAAUAUGAACUCCUACAGAGGAAAACAUAACAAAAUAACGCUGGGAGAAAAAUCUCGUAGAUAAUGUGGAAACGAACUCGUUUUGAUCUUUAUUAAAAAUAAUAUAUAAUAUAUAUGUUCACUAUUUAUUAAUUUUGAAAAAAUAAUCGACAAAUUAUAUAUACUUUAUAUGCAUUUGUCAUCGAACAAAAUUAUAUUGCUGGUGUGUUACCUGUUUUACGGUGAUCUGUACUAAGUAGGAAAUUCAAAUCAACCAUCAGUGGAGGAAAUAAAUAUAAAAGAUUGGAUAGUAAUACCUUACUAGAUUAUCAAAUAAGGAAAAAAUAGUAAAUUAAUUAUUUUCGCCUACAUCGAUACAAUAAAAAAACUACCGGAAUUAUUUAGCUUCAAACCUAAGAUUUCUUGAAUUACGACUCUAGAUGACUGCCAAUGUGCUACACAUUGCUUAUAGUAUUUCUAUCUUUUUAGUUUAUAAAAUGUAAAAAAAAUCAUACAUUUUUCGAAAAUUUAACAAUAUUUUAAAAACUCAAAUGCCUUGACAUAAAUGAUUAGGUACGUAUUUUCUUUGCCAUAGUAUCAUCUGGCUAAAAUUCAUUAAAAUGAUCAAGAGAGUUUCCGAAGCUUCUUCGUACGAGCAUGGUGAAACAUAUUUUUUUGCGUUUGAAAAUGUUCAAAUAAUCUGAGCAUUAUCUAUUUAUGCACACAACCAAGCAGACAAUCGCUACUUCACGAAUAUAAACAUACACUAUUCAAGCGUAUAUAUGAAAAUCGGUAGUGAGAAUACGAGCUUCAUUUCUUUUGCCGCAAAUUUCAAGGAGCGCCACAAUACUAAACUUUAUCUUCGCGAAAAAUGUCAAAAAUAGCAUUUAUGCCAUCAAUGAGAAUAAAAAUAAUUCUUGAUCAAUUUUGAUGAACAAAGUCUCAUCUUAAAAACAAAGGUUUAAUCUACAAUGUAUUAGUUUCAAAGUUUUGAAAAAUGUUUUUUUGUAUAUAUCCAAUAUAUAUUCAAAAAUAUCAUUUUCUAACACGAUUUUUUCUCGAAGAAAAAAAAGCUUUUUAAAAAAUUUGAAACCAAUACGCAGUAGAUUAAACCUUCGUCUUUAAAAUGAAACCUUGUUCAUCAAAAUCGGUCAAAAAUUACAUGUUUUCAUUAAUGACGUAAACUAUUAAAAAACCUGGAAUAGUGAACAGCCUUAGCACACAACGUAUAAAUAGUAUUUGAAUACUAAUUAAAGAUCUGAAACUAACAGUAAUUGUUACUUUGUCAUUGUUAUUUUGAUACUCUAUAUUAAUGCCAUCUACCAAAUGAAAUUAAGCAGUUGAUCAAAUGAUUAACUUGUGGUGUUAGUUUAUGACAAUAUGACGUACAGAUAGACUCGAAUGACACAAAGAAUAAUUACAUAUGUUUAAAUAUGUGACUACGUAGGACAGUAAUCAUCAGAUAUAAUGAUUAUCACGAAGUCAUGAGAAUCACGCAUAUUUCAACAUUGCUAUCAAUAAUCCAUUAUAUUUUUAAAGUGUAAUUUUGAAAAGAAGUGUAAUUAAGUUAAAAAAUAAUUAAAAAAUUACUAAAUUAUAAAAAAUAUGGCAAUUGUUACAGGAUGGAAGUGUUAUGUAUCAGUACAACCACCAAUAAUGAUGUUAAUAUUUGCCAUGUCAAUGUCAGGUACUAUCUUAACAGAUUUGAUAGUAUAUCGCACAUGUACAGUUGUAUUAAAUAUUAAUAAAACAGAAUGUUUGAUAAUAAAUCAAAAUGGAAGUAGUAAUGAAGCUCAUAGAAUAGAUAUUUUGGUACAGUCACAAGUAAAUCUGAUCUCCAUGUCUAAAUCGUUCGUUGAGAAUCUUUUACCUGCUUUUUUGUCCUUUUUUGUGGGGCCAUGGAGUGACAAAUAUGGAAGAAAACCUCUUUUGUUAGCAGGAUAUACUGGCUAUUCGUUAACAUUUUGUCUUCUCUCAUUGAUGACUAUGUGGGAUAUUAAUCCUUGGUAUUUAUUGAUAGCCUAUAUGCCUUCUGCAUGCUUUGGAGGAUUAUGUAUAAUUUUAUUAGCUUCAUUUUCUUACAUUUCUGAUAUUAGUCUUGAAAAAGAUAGAACAUGGCAUUUAGCUUACUUAGAGAUAUUAAUUUCAUUGGGACUUAUAGUAGGUAUUUUUAUUGGCCCUUAUAUUUUUAAACUAUAUGGAUAUUCAGUUACACUUAGUGUGGCAGCUAUGUCUAUAGUGUUGGCGAAUAUAUAUGUAUUAUUCUUUGUAUCUGAAACAGUACAAUAUUCUUCAUCAAUAAUGUGGAGUUCUUUGUUUGAUGUAAGUCUUGUAAAAGAUCUCAUUAGUACUUGUAUAAAGAAAAGAGAUGGUUUUGAUCGUUGUGUUGUUUGGUGCUGUAUAAUGUAUCUUAUCUUAUAUAUUGUAACAAUGGAUGGUGAUAUGUCAAUUUCAUAUUUAUUUAGCAAUGCAAGAUUUGGUUGGGAUGUAAGUCAGUAUUCUAACUAUAUGGGUGCUAAUGUUGCAUUAGGUAUAAUAGGAACUUUAAUUGGAAUUAAAAUUAUUGGCUCUCUAAAAGGUUGUUUAGAAACUGGUUUAGUUAUGUUGGCUUCUAUUUCAUCUCUAAGUGGUGCUCUUAUGAAAGCCUUUGCAUGGCAAGCUUGGCAUAUGUAUUUAUCUGUAUUUAUAUCAAUGUUUGGAGGUAUUUCUGGGCCAGCAAUUCGUUCAAUUUUAUCUAAAUUAGUCCCAUCUUCUGAUGCAGGUAAAGUUUUUUCAUUAAUUACAUCAAUUGAAACAACUAUGCCAUUUGCUGCAGCUUCCUUAUAUACAACAGUUUAUUCUCAUUACUUGCCUCCAAUAUAUCCUUGUCCCGUAUGGUUAAUAUCAUGUGUUCUUUUUAUUAUAAUGAUUAUAUUAUUGAUAUGCAUACAUAUACGCAUUACAAAAAUGGAUACAUUACAAUAUAGAGUGAUCUCACAGGAGAGUGAAUAAGAUAUAUUACAAUUAUUAAGUCAUCUUCAGUAUUUGAGAUUUUCUCUAUGUAAAAUAUUGAGAACUUUUUAUAUAAAAUGCAUAUUACAAUGCUUAUAUUUUUAAAGGUUUUCCUAGAAGGUUAUAAAAUCACAUAAGUAAAAUUUUAUAUAUUUUCUUUUUUAAUAGUUUUAACAAUGUAUGAUUUAUAGAUUGUAAUAUAUUUUCAAAAAUUUAUUUAAUAAUCUUCAAAGCAGAAUUAAAAUUUGGUAAUUUUGUUUUUAAUAUAAGAAACUGUUCAAAUAUUAGACUGUGAUAUUAAAAAAUAUUUAUGAAUAUAUAAUAAUCAUUGUAACAAUCUGAGAUUCUCAAUAUCUUUUAUUAUAAUUGUAGUAUUUAGUAUAUAUUAAUGCAA